Hippoglossus stenolepis (Pacific halibut) is the source of this 2571-nucleotide messenger RNA. Its product is annotated as proteinase-activated receptor 3. The record is from RefSeq and is a predicted model, not a curated record. Gene Ontology annotation, cellular component: membrane. The coding region runs from base 189 to 1313 and encodes 374 amino acids. Gene Ontology annotation, molecular function: thrombin-activated receptor activity. NCBI's taxonomy places the organism in Eukaryota, Metazoa, Chordata, Actinopteri, Pleuronectiformes, Pleuronectidae. The transcript has 2 exons. Gene Ontology annotation, biological process: positive regulation of Rho protein signal transduction; thrombin-activated receptor signaling pathway; blood coagulation.
CAUGUUUCCAUUUGUUCUCCUCAUUCUCUGUCGGGGGAGGUGUUUACAACUUGAAUACACCCACAGAGAGGCAGCAGAGAGAGGUGGAACUGAGCAGAGUUGAAAUGUGGAGCUGAGGAAACAACAAACACCGGAGAGAAGAGAGAUUUGUGACAUUUGAGCUGAGCGCUGUUCAACGACAAGAAGAGAUGAGGAAACUUGUAUUUCUGCUCAGUGUUGUUCUGUGCAUAAGUGGCACACUUCAAAAAAGGGGUAAACAGAGGAUGAAAAGGCAGAACAGCUCUGACUCUGCCUUCCCUAUGCCCAGAACAUUCAAUGCGGACCUCAUCACUAAGACAGUUGUCCAAAAUGGGACUCAGGCUCUCAAUUCAUCUCCUUCUCAUCCAGCUCUGACGUUACGAAGCAACAGCACAGCAGGGUACCUCAACAGCGCUCUCAGCACCCGGGUCAUCCCCAUUAUUUAUAUCCUGGUGCUUGCUGUCGGUAUCCCGGCCAACGCUGCCAUCUUGUGCACGUUGGCCUCUAAAAUUAGGAAGGUGUCCUCUGCCAUUCUGUACUGCAGCCUGGCUGUCUCCGACCUCUUCCUCCUCCUCUCCCUCUUCUUCAAGGCUCACUACCAUUUCUAUGGAAACCACUGGGUUCUCGGAGAAGCCGCCUGUCGAGUGGUCACGGCCUGUUUCUAUGGCAACCUCUACUGCUCGGCCCAGACGUUGGCCUGCAUCAGCAUCAAGCGCUACCUGGCUGUAGUGCACCCGUUCAAGUACAAAUCCCUGCCCAAGAGGAUGUGCACUGCCUGGGUCACGUUUGCCGUGUGGGCGGUGUUUGGAGCCGCCAUUGUCCCUGAACUCCUCGUCCAGCAGAGCUACUGGCUCCCUGAGCUGGAACGCUUCACCUGCCAUGAUGUAUUGCCUCUGGACAAUGACUCCCAUAUGUUCCUGCUCUACUACAACCUGAUCCUGACCAUCUUCGGCCUCCUGCUGCCGCUGGUGAUCACUGUUGUGUGCUUCAUACGAAUCGUUUGUGAGCUCAACCAGUCACACAACGACUGGUCAUUAUACAUCAAGGCCAGCUCACUGGUGUUUGCCAUCUUCCUGCUGUGUUUUACCCCUGCUGGUGUCUUGCACUUCCUCCAUUACGUGCAGCUGUUUGUGGACAGAACAGAGACUCUGUACGAGUACUUUAAUGUGGCGGUGUGUUUGUGUUGCCUCCAUGCCUGUCUAGACCCUUUCCUCUUUCUCUUGAUGUCCAAAUCUGCAGGCUCCAGCCGAUACUUCAGGGCCUUUAAAGGCAAGACCCUGAGCAUAUCUGUUUAAGAGACUCAUGAUGCCAAAAUCUGAUCAUCAUACAGAGACAAUUUAAUCAAUUUAGAAACUCCGACUAACCUAACCUCAAUCUGCAUUUUUUAAGAUUGUGAAAGUUAAUCUAACAAACAGGACAGAAAUUUCUUUGACUAAUCAACCUGUUAGUUAUUUGGAAAUCUGAUAGUCAGGGUUGGGUUUGAAUCCAAGAGCACAUGUGGGCCAAGUGAAAGUUCCAACAGUCCGGGGAGGUUACCCCUGGAGGCUUGAAAUGUUUAACUCCAUAAAAACAGAGACUUUGGGUAACUCAUGGCACUAGACUGAAGCCGGUCCAGUUCAGUUUUACUUGCCAAGGUUGAAGUGGCGUAUGCUGAAAAUAACAGCCACUUCUCACCAUAUUUAGCUCCAAAACAUUAAGUGAGUAUUUCUUAAAGUCAUUUUUUUCUCCCAGAUUUUCCUCAAUAUUUGUCAUAUUUAGCUUUUUUAUAAAAAAAACCAAAACAAAUUGAAGAUAAUGUCAAUGUUAAAUCUAAAUGUUGAAUUUAAAUGUAAAUGUUGGAAUGUAAUUUAGAUUAAGAUUCAACAUUCAGGUUUAGAAUUAUAAUUCAAGAUUGGGGUUUAUAUAUGAUAUUAGUAUUUAGUUACUUUUUCACCUUAAAAUAAUAAGUAAUCACCACAGUUAUCUCAUGGGAAGUUUUUAACGCGUAUUACUUCAAAUAAGUAACGUUUUGUCUAAUGCAUUUUCUUUGUGUAUUUUCAUUUAUAUUUUGUAGUUGAAUUGGGGGGAAAGGUUUUUUGGGGCUGGAAUCCAAAAAUAAAGUAAAAGGACCUCCACUGCAUUGUGCAAACAAGAGUUGGACUUGAUUCUUGUGACAUCAUUUAGAUAACGUCUUCUUGUACAUAGGACUAUAGUUUUGUGUCUGAUUGUCUGUGACAGAGGGAAUGAGCAGACAAAUUCUAAAUAUGCGAUAAAAGAUAAAUUAUAUAAAUGUUUUAAUAACACACAACAGUUAAUGGGUUUAUUUUGUGGUUUAACAACAAAAGUCCAAUGUUUUAGGCCUAUUGCUUUUCCCUCUGUAGAUAUUCGAGAAAAAUUACACAAAAAUAACUUCAUCCUCAUGUGGGGAGUAUUUACAAUAAGCUUGAAAUAUGUUACUUACCAUAUACAAUGUGAAACAGGCUGACUUUAGGAAAUAAGUCUCCCAAACUUUUGUGUAUUCCUGUAAUCAUAUAUACAGUGCUGUCCGUUCAAUAAAAUCUAAACUAUCUCCAA